This is a messenger RNA of Fundulus heteroclitus (mummichog), 2902 nucleotides long. Its product is annotated as gastrula zinc finger protein XlCGF57.1-like. The transcript is spliced from 3 exons. Gene Ontology annotation, molecular function: DNA-binding transcription factor activity, RNA polymerase II-specific; RNA polymerase II cis-regulatory region sequence-specific DNA binding. NCBI's taxonomy places the organism in Eukaryota, Metazoa, Chordata, Actinopteri, Cyprinodontiformes, Fundulidae. The record is from RefSeq and is a predicted model, not a curated record. Gene Ontology annotation, cellular component: nucleus. Gene Ontology annotation, biological process: regulation of transcription by RNA polymerase II. The coding region runs from base 940 to 2610 and encodes 556 amino acids.
UGAAAGUCUUGUAAAUAGUUCGGGUGUUUAUAAGUACAGUAGAGGUCUGCUGUUUGCCGAUUAAACUAAUAAUCUUUGUAAACUCUCUUGAAGACGUUUCUGCUCCAAAAUUGAUGUACUUCCGGUGUAUCACUUCCGCUUCUCGCGUAGCUCCGCUAAACAAGAUGAAUGUAGCAAGACGCGUCUUACAAAAUGUAACCUCUAAAAAAGUAUUUUUUAGCAUAAUCGACAGUGUGUGUGAGGAUGUCACUUUUGUAAGUCUGAUUUGAACGUCUAAUUAUUUCUAGACCCUUUUGCUGCAAAAAAAAAAGUAAUUAGCCUUCAUUAAAACUGGAUUAUUAGCCUCCGUGGAGCUAAAGCUGCUAACAGUAGAGAAUCAGUGUUUUUUUUUUUUUUUUUUUUUUUUUUUUUACGUCGAAGCUUUAAAAGUUCAUGGUUUAGAGCUACGAGGCAAUUCCAGACUCCGGGUUGAUCAGACUGUGCGGGACAGACUCCAUCCUCCGUGGACACCUCCUCCAACCUUGUUGUCCAGCUGAGGACCGAGAGACUGGGGACAGUUCCAGAGAGGACACAGAGCUGCUGACCAAGUUCCAGGACGCAUAAAAACAGAAGAUACAGGUUAUAUAACUUUAACCUUUAUCUACUUGAAUACGUGAAGGUUGCAAACAAAGAUUGAAAAAAGCAGAAUCCCAGGUGUGCAGAGGAUGUCUGAGAUGAUGAAGGUUGAAGCAGAGGAGCCUGGAGGACUGAGUUCAGUGUCCUCCAUACCUGCAGCCUCCUGCAUCAGAACUGGAGCAGGAACAAGACAACAAAGAUCUCAUUCAUCAAGUUUUGGUGAUAAAAGAAGAGGUUCCCCAUGACUUGACACCCAGUUUGGACGAACAGGACCCAGAACCCCCCCAUGUAAAGGAGGAAGAGGAGGAACAGUGGAUCAGUCUGAUGGAAGAACAACUCACUGUGAAGAUUGAGGAAGAGGAGAAACCCCAGUUAUUACAGCUUCAUCGCCUCAAAACUGAAGACAGCAGAGACACUGAAUCUCCAACCUGCAGCUCAACUACCCAGAUGGAAACAAAACUUGGAGAGGACUGUGUAGGAGCAGAACCUGACAGGAAACCAGAUCUGGUAUGUUUUCCUCAUCAAACCAACAUGAUUGUUUCAAAAAGAUGUAAAACAUCUAAACUGUGUUCCAAAAUUACAUCCAAGACUGAACUAAAAGGUGAAGAGAAACCAUUCAGUUGCACUGUUUGUGACAAAAGAUUUAAACGUAAGAAUUCUGUCAAACUGCACAUGAUGGUUCACACUGGAAAGGUGGAACAUAGCUGUGAUCUUUGUGGUAAAGCAUUUAGAGUAAAGAAUUACCUUCAGACACAUAUGAGAGUCCACACUGGAGAAAAACCAUUUGCAUGUGAUGUUUGCUGUAAAAGGUUUCAUGCAAAAACAAAUCUUAAACUUCACAUGAAAGUACAUUCAGUAGAAACCCCUUUUUCUUGUAACAUUUGUGGCUCAAGAUUUAAGACAAAGGAAAGGCUUAAGAAGCACAUGUGGAGGCAUAAUGGAGAGAAAGCAUUUGUUUGUGGUAUUUGUAGUAAAAGGUUUUUACUCAAAGAGAGUCUAAAAAAUCAUAUGUAUUUUCAUACAGGAGAAAAACCAUUUAUUUGUUCCUUUUGUAGUAAAGGAUUUUCACAAAAAGGAAACCUUAAAACUCACAUGGGUGUUCACACAGGCGAGAAACCGUUUAUUUGUAGUGUUUGCAGUCAAGGAUUUUCACGAAAAGGGGAUCUAAAGAUUCAUAUGAGCGUUCACACGACCGAGAAACCGUUUAUUUGUAGUGUUUGUAGUCAAGGAUUUUCACUAAAACAUAGCCUGAAAUCUCACAUGCGUGUUCACACGGGGGAGAAGCCGUUUAUUUGUAGUGUCUGCAGUAAAGGAUUUUCCCAAAGAGGAUCUCUAACACAUCACAUGCGUGUUCACACGGGUGAGAAACCAUUUAUUUGUAGUACUUGUAAUCAAGGAUUUUCACGAAAAGGGGAUCUAAAGAGUCAUAUGCUCGUUCACGUGAGCGAGAAACCGUUUAGUUGUAGUGUUUGCAGUCAAGGAUUUUCACGAAAAGGGGAUCUAAAGAGUCACAUGCACGUGCACACGGGCAAGAAACCAUUUAUUUGUAAUGUUUGCAGUCAAGGAUUUACUCGAAAAUGGGGGCUGAAGAGUCAUAUGCUCGUUCACACGGGCGAGAAACCAUUUAUUUGUAGUGUUUGCAGUAAAGGAUUUUUACUAAAAAGCAUUCUAAAGCGUCAUAUUCUUGUUCACAUGAAUGAGAAGCCAUUUCUUUGUGAUGUUUGUAAAAAAGGAUUUUCACAAAAAGGGCAUCUUAAUCGUCACAUGCGUGUUCACAUAGCAGAAAAACCAUCUACCUGUCAUAUUUGUGGUAAAGGAUUUUCCAACUCUGGAGGACUGAAAAGACACAUGGCUGUUCACACCAAACAAUUUAGGUGUAGUGAGUGUGGAACAUGUUUUGUAAAUGCAAUAUUGUUGGAACGACAUAUGAAUAUUCACUCUGAGGACAGGGGUCAUAGCUCUGACGUCUGUGAAAAAAAGAAGCAAACAGUGUAAUCUUGAAAGUCACAUGAAAAUCAUUUCAGCAGAGAAACCUAUUUGUAGUGAUUUCUCUGAAGCAAUUUCACAACAUGGAGUUUUGCAAAAACACAUAAAUGUUCAUGAGAACUGGAACUAAUGAUUUUUAUGAAGCUCAUGUAGUUGCAGUAGUAGUAAUGGUGGUAGUAGUAGUAGUAGUAUUUUUCAUCAAUCCAUCACACUCUGAGCAACAUACUCAUAAUGUUUCCUUUAUGAAACCAUAUCUGUCAGGGAUAAACUGUAUCCCUAAAACACAGGUCACCCUGCAAUC